This is a messenger RNA of Vicia faba (fava bean), 654 nucleotides long. NCBI's taxonomy places the organism in Eukaryota, Viridiplantae, Streptophyta, Magnoliopsida, Fabales, Fabaceae. The record is from the annotation of a GenBank genome assembly.
AUGAAAGGUUCGGUUCUUGUUGCAAUUGCUGCUUCCAUCGGGAAUUUUCUCCAGGGUUGGGAUAAUGCUACCAUUGCUGGUUCGAUUCUUUACAUUAAGAAAGACCUUGCUUUGCAAACAACUAUGGAAGGGCUUGUGGUGGCCAUGUCGCUAAUUGGAGCUACUGUCAUUACGACUUGCUCUGGUCCCAUCUCAGAUUGGCUUGGUCGGAGACCAAUGCUGCUUGAUGGAUUUGGUAUUGGCCUUGCCGUAACUCUUGUUCCGGUUUAUAUAUCGGAGACUGCUCCCUCCGAUAUAAGGGGGUCGUUGAAUACACUUCCCCAGUUCAGUGGUUCUGGAGGAAUGUUUUUAUCAUAUUGUAUGGUUUUUGUGAUGUCAUUGAGUGCCUCGCCUAGCUGGAGAGUAAUGCUCGGGGUUCUCACUAUUCCUUCUCUCUUCUUUUUUAUAUUGACAUUAUUCUUCUUGCCCGAGUCUCCUCGAUGGCUCGUGAGUAAAGGAAAGAUGCUAGAAGCUAAAAAGGUUCUCCAACGAUUACGUGGCCAGGAAGAUGUGUCAGGCGAGAUGGCAUUGCUGGUUGAAGGUCUCGGGAUUGGAGGUGAUGCAUCUAUAGAAGAGUACAUACUCAUGAUAUUUUGCAAACCAAAGAAAUUGUGA